CUCCUAUGUAGAAUAAAAUUACUAGGCGAACCGAACGCGCAGCCCACCGCAGCUGCGAAACUUCUAUCUGGUUAGUCAAGUCAGAGAAGAGGGAGGGAGAGACAGAGGGAGACAGGCAUCCUUCUAUCUUCGCCGGACGGGACGGGAGGUACACAGGCAGCUGAAGACGAGAGAGACACACACUAUUAAUACAAACAGUAUAACAUUGUUGCUUGAUAGAAGCAGAGCAUCAGUCAUUCUUGUCGGAGCACAUCCACUGAAGCCCCUAAGAUUGAAUCCCUGAUCGCUAGCUAGCUAGCUAGAUAGCUUGCUUGAGUCUGCUAAUAACUAUUAUGCAUUCAGCUUCUUUCACUGCAUAUAAGCCAUCCGCCGUCCUGGCAUCAUUUGCUACUGUCCGCUGGCCUCCUCCUACCUAUGCUCGGCAUCCUAAGACCCACCUGAAGACUUCUCAUUCAAUACGUUUCUCGGCCGCGCUAGCAUUUCAAUCUCAAUCUCGUCUUGGUGCUGCAGUUCGCCGAAAACAGGGGAGAGUAUCUGCGGUUGAGUUUGAAGAAUUUGUGGAGAAGGAUUGGUCAAUUCUUGAUGAUGAUGAUGAUGAUGAUGAUGAUGAUAAGGAUGGUGAGGGAGAACGUCUGCAGAAGAUGGAUCGCAUAGUUGCUGCGGGGAACAUGAAAGAGACCUCAAAGGCGGUUCUGGUUGCAGUGGGCUCAGAAGCAUUUGUGGAUAGAGUGGUUGCUGCAUGCCCCCCUUGCGCGCAGGUGCUGGUGGUGCACGAGUCCCUCUUCAUCUUGGCGGGCAUCAAAGAAAGACAUGACAAGGUCAAAUGCUGGCAGGGGGAAGUGAUAAAUGUACCUGAGAAGUGGGCACCUCUGGACGCGGUGUAUCUCUACUGCCUCCCUGCGUUGCCCUUUGACCUUGAUCGGCUUCUUGCUGCCCUUGGGAAGAAAUGUUUGCCAGGAGCAAGGGUUGUGGUGAGCCACAUGCGGGGGCGGCGUGCGGCUGAAGAGCAGCGGCAGCAGCACCCUCAAGUGGUGCUGUCCACUUUGCCUGACAAAUCGGCGCUACAAAGCACCGCUGCUCGACAUGCUUUUCAAGUGCUGGAAUUCACAGACGACCCUGCACGGUUUUAUCUUGCCGUUUUGACCAAGGAGGCAUAAUGAACUACUCAUGACUUUCUACGCCCGCGUGUACCACAUGAGAGAACAUGAAUACCAUUGUUUUGUUUUGUUUGAUUCAAUUGUACUACUCAUCUUCAUCUUCAAAA
Andrographis paniculata is the source of this 1264-nucleotide messenger RNA. RefSeq lists its product as uncharacterized. Bases 333 to 1157 code for a protein of 274 amino acids. NCBI's taxonomy places the organism in Eukaryota, Viridiplantae, Streptophyta, Magnoliopsida, Lamiales, Acanthaceae. The transcript is spliced from 3 exons. The record is from RefSeq and is a predicted model, not a curated record.